AGUGGUGUUCUAAAAGCCCCUUUGAGUAGGGAUGAGUUAGUGUCUGGCAUGCUGUGGUGGAAAACAUAGUUCUAGGUUCAGGAGAAAGUGAUACCCAAACCUAUAUGAGAUAAAGCAAAUCCCAGAAUGGUGAGCUUGCUUGUGGGGAUCUCAGUAGCAGGGGAAGUCUUGUGUUUAGAACAAGAGUAGACGUGCAAGAGAUAUGACUUAAGCAGAUUUGUGCUGAAAUGAGUGAGAACACUUUUAUAGAAAAUUUCAGUUUAGCAUAUGUAGCUCUUUCCCAAGGGCUUUUUACUCAGAUUGGGGAAAAAGACACAACAAAACAAAACAGUUAACUUUCCCCUUCAACACUAUACAGCACAUCCUAAAUGAAACAUGACUUUCUGAGUUACAAGCUGCUGCCCCUGGCAAAGAGGCUGGUUGUAAGUGCAUAAUCUCAAUGUGUGCCCUGAAAUUAAUGUUCUGUGGGCGCUCCAGGUUUGUGUGACAUACUGUAAGUUAUAUCCAACCCAACUGUUCUUCUAACUGCCUGCAUUAAGUAUCAUGAAAUGAGUUCCCCUGAAAGGAACCAUCUGAAUAAAGCAGCUUUUAUGCCUUUAUAACUCCUUACUGCAUGACCCCAGGUCACCACUGUCGGUAUUAGGAGCUUUCUCUCCCACUUUUCACUCUUCUUGCCUUUAAUGGACGGACAGAAUCCACAUCAGGCUCUCUCUCAGCUUCCAGGUGCUGGCAAAUGGUACUGCCAUUCCCGUUGUGGGGGAAGGAGGCAGGCACUGGCCUCUCUCUCCAUCAUGUGUCUUCUCUUCCCAGGAUGUCAACUGGAGAAAGGUCACAGUCAGAGCUGCCCACCCCACAGAGUUUGUUUUUUCCAGAUUCAUUAAAAUGCUGCUUUCAUCUUUCCCUUGGAUUUUUACUUUUCAAAACACUUUCCGUUGUGCGGCCUCAUUUUAUUUUAUAUUGAGAUGACAACCUAACAUCUCACCAAGUAUCAACUGGGAAUACAAUUCUGCCCUCACUGUGCUGUGCCAUCUUGCCAAGUUCUGUUUUUGUUACUCAGCUUUCAUUCAGAAAGGAAUUAAUUUGAGUUAUAUGAUGCCACGGUUGUCUCCUUAAAGAAGGCUAGAUGCUUGCACAUCUUGGGAAAGUAUCUGUGAAUGUACUUGAAUCUUCUAGAUUAGGUGCCAUUCCUCUUCUCUCUCCUUUCCCUCUCACAUCAUCAUAGGGUCCCCUCAUGUUAGAAUUAAAUCUUCCUAUUUUGCCUGUCCCUUCUCAGUGGGAUUUUACUGAAGGGGCCCUUGCUUUCUGUCUUUAUUUCCUUUCACCUGAGAGAAGCUGAUGCAAGGGAAAAGGCAUUUUUGAGUCUAAACAUAAGGCUACUGCCGUAAGAGAAGAGAAUUUUUAUACUGCAGAAGAUGCCCAGGUGUUAGUUUACUUCCCCAGGAGGAUUUUGAACAGGCUUGGAUUCAGAAAUGAAAAUUCUUGUUCCAGGGUGUGUUGAUCGAGCAAUAAUGGCAGCAUCAGUGGCCCCAUCACACAGAUGUGGUUCAGAAAGGGUGUUUCCUUUUACAGCAGUGAUUCAGCUCUCGACUUGGCUUUUAAAAUGGUGGAAAAUUUUGAAGAAAUGAGAUUUUUUUCUCUAAAGAUUUUAAUAGGUGCUGACAGAGAGGAGCCAGCAGCACCAGGAUGGUGCUGCUGAAGAGUGAGCAGUUCCUGACAGAGCUGACCAGCCUCUUCCAGAAGUGCCAGUUGUCGGGUAGCGUGUUCAUCACCCUGAAGAAGUAUGGUGGUCGAACUAAACCCAUUCCAAGGGAGGGUUCUGUGGAGGGCUUUGAGCCCUCAGACAACAAGUGUCUGUUAAGAGCUACCGAUGGGAAAAAGAAGAUCAGCACUGUGGUGAGCUCCAAAGAAGUGAAUGAGUUUCAGAUGGCUUAUUCAAGCCUAUUGAGAGCUAACAUGGAUGGGCUGGAGAAGAGGGACAAAAAGAGCCAGAGUAAGAAGAGCAAAGCAGCGCAGUGAAGGGCACCAGAUCUCCCGCUUUCACCAGCUAACCACUGAAUUGCUAUUUUUCCUUUGGUUUUUACUUUUGGCCACAAAGCUGGGUUUCUGAUUCCCCUACAAUAACUGUUUUCAUGUGAGAUUAGGGUCAAUUUUGGAUGGAAGAAGGGCUGUAGUGUUUACAGGGUAGUUACAAGAAGCCAGUUUAUUUUAGAUCUGGCUAAGUGGUCUGUGUUGUGUGGUUGUAUGUUUCUGGGUAAUAGUUUACAGUCUCUGUAGCCAUCUGUGAAGAGCACUGUAUCAUUAAACCUGUAUUUGUCAGCACUGACCAUCCUUUCUUCCUUUUCCCACCCCAUAAAAAGUUUCUGGCAAUAGCUCCUCAUUCUGGAAUGAUGUGAUUAUGAAUAGGCUUUAGGCCCUGUCUUAUGGGUUACUGGAAUUGAAACCUGACAGUUUUAUAAAAAGUUGUGUUAUUUCAUGGGUAUUUUUCCCAA
Aethalodelphis obliquidens (Pacific white-sided dolphin) is the source of this 2489-nucleotide messenger RNA. Its product is annotated as signal recognition particle 14 kDa protein-like. The record is from RefSeq and is a predicted model, not a curated record. Gene Ontology annotation, molecular function: endoplasmic reticulum signal sequence receptor activity; 7S RNA binding. The transcript has a single exon. Gene Ontology annotation, biological process: SRP-dependent cotranslational protein targeting to membrane. Lineage: Eukaryota; Metazoa; Chordata; Mammalia; Artiodactyla; Delphinidae. The coding region runs from base 1684 to 2016 and encodes 110 amino acids. Gene Ontology annotation, cellular component: signal recognition particle, endoplasmic reticulum targeting.